AUCAGAAUGAGUUAUGCAGAAAAACCUGAUGAAAUCACGAAAGAUGAGUGGAUGGAAAAGCUCAAUAACUUGCACGUUCAGCGAGCAGACAUGAAUCGUCUCAUCAUGAACUACCUGGUCACAGAGGGCUUUAAGGAAGCAGCGGAGAAGUUUCGAAUGGAAUCUGGGAUUGAACCCAGCGUAGAUCUAGAAACACUUGAUGAGCGAAUCAAGAUCCGGGAGAUGAUACUGAAAGGCCGGAUCCAGGAGGCCGUCGCACUGAUCAACAGUCUCCACCCGGAGCUCCUGGACACAAACCGGUACCUUUACUUUCAUUUGCAGCAACAGCAUUUGAUUGAGCUGAUCCGCCAGCGUGAGACAGAGGCGGCACUGGAGUUCGCCCAAACACAGCUGGCGGAGCAGGGUGAGGAGAGCAGAGAAUGCCUCACGGAGAUGGAGCGCACUCUGGCCCUGCUGGCCUUUGACAGCCCUGAAGAGUCGCCCUUCGGAGACCUCCUCCACAUGAUGCAGAGGCAGAAGGUGUGGAGUGAAGUCAACCAGGCGGUCCUGGACUAUGAGAACCGUGAGUCAACGCCCAAGCUCGCAAAAUUGCUGAAACUGCUGCUUUGGGCUCAGAGCGAGCUGGACCAGAAGAAAGUGAAGUACCCCAAAAUGACAGACCUCAGCAAGGGCGUGAUUGAGGAGCCCAAGUAGGCUGUAUGGGCAGACCCAGCAUGUCCCUGUGGCCCGGGCUCGCCUCCAUCAGUCUACGACUGGAAGAUUUUUACUGCAGUAGAGAACUCUUUUUCUCCCCUCGUGCUUUUUUUUUGACCUGGCAUCUUUUUUAAAGAGAAAAAUGGCCCUUUUAAGCGCUGGAAAAUGUGUGGCGAAAGACACCGUCUGUGUGGAAGCCUGACACAGACUGCACGCCGCGGUGCCUGCUUUAGAGCUGGGCAGCUGUGGUUUGCCCUCCAGCACUCUCAGAACUGUGGCUGCUGAGGACUCUGCCUGCCGCUGAGCGCUGCAUCUUUAGGGACAUCGGGUAAGCUUAAGGCCUCCUGCUUCGAAGUAUAUGAAAAGCACUGAUGACAAUUUUGCUUUCUGUUAGCUCGUAGGCAGACAGCAUGUGUUCUUAACUCUCCUGGGUCUUGUCAGGCCUUCAUCUACAGGUUUUUCCUUACACCUUUGGUUCUUUGCUUUUUCUUUUUUCCGAUAGGAAAAAAUAUAUAGAUUUGUAAAUCCUAAUUCAAAGAUGACUUUUGUGUGAGGGUAUCGAGUUUGAUUUCUUUUUCCCUUUCAUCUGGGUUGUGUGGAUUUUGGGGAGAUGUGUGUGUGAGGGGUGGGGCUAUGUGGUUUUUAAUUUUUUAAAUAUAUAUUUUGGUGCUUUAUGUGAUAAGAGACUCAUUCAUAGUGGAUCAAUGAACCAUCUCUUCUGGGCAGUUUUGUUGAAAAUAAAGGUUUCUCUUUAAUUUCAAGAAUGAUCAAAAUGGCCUCUAAAAAGUUUUAAUCAUCUCAAGCAGCCUUUGUUGUCAGGGCUGACUUUCCCCUGUGGUAAUGGCAGUGGCAUCGGCUAGCACCUGAAGCUGAAGACUGUGGUGCCCAGCCCUGUGCUCAGGGAGCGGCCUUCGUGAGAGCAAGGCAACCCUGGUGCUGAUGCAGACGGCGUGGCCUGGCAGGAAGAACGCAUGUCCAGCCCCAGUGAUCUGCACUUCAGCAUCUCAGAGCAGCUUCUCAUCUUUUAUUUCAUCGUCAGCCAGUUCUGCAGAUGUCCUGCUCUGCUCCCUCACAGAUUGUCGUCUGCUCAGUGGAGUGCAGGAGGGAAAUGGCCUGACCCGGGAUGGUGUGGUCAGUGCAGUUGGUGGGUGUGUGCCUAUGUAGCCCAGAACACGAUGUGCGUUUGGAUUCGCUGCAGUGGACCACCUGGAGCUGAGUAUCUGUGCCUAAGCAGGGAUGAAAGUCGUGUUGUGGAUAGCCGCAGAAUUCCCAACACAUCAGAGCGGGUCUUGUGGACACGUGGUGACGGUGCGGGCGCCGUCCUCAGAUGUGGGAUGCUGUUAGUGCUGACUUGGAGGACCUGCUCGCCUUACUCUUAAGCAGCAAGAGGUACCUUGACAAGAGAGGUCAGGCUGGGGCAUGAUCGCCAGCUUACCAGCACCCACGUGGCCGGGGCUGCCUCUCCUGGGCUGUCUGCUGAUCCUGGAGCAUCUGCUGUCUUGUCCUCUCCACUCGUUGCUUUCCUCUCUCACUUGGACCCUGGUGGGGUCGUGUUUCCAAGCUCUCUACUUCCACUUUCCGUGGUAGGAGCUUUUGGCAGUACUUAUUUUUACUUACAUUGUUUAUGUAAUUUAGCAACAGAUGCAAAGAUAAAACUUGCAUUGAUUAUAAAACCAUUCUAGCCUCCAGACUGACCCUUCGUGUAGCCCUUUUGAUUUUGUGAGGAUGAUGUACCCGGGCAGGGGUCUUCCCCUUACCUCCUAGAAAUGGUGUUUCGACUCUACUCCUGCUGUCUCAGUAGUCUUCAGAUGUUACUUUUUUUAGGAUUAUUUCCUCUGGGGUUUGAGAAUAAUAAUAAGUUAGAGCAAAAAAGUUUUAAUCUUCAGGUAAUUGAUAGGUUAAAUAUAGCAGAAUCUGGAAGAAAAACUAGGUAGAGAUAAAACUACAUUUUUUGAAAAGCACCAGAUAAUUCAGCAUAUUCCUAAUUAUCUUGUUAGUGUAUAUAAGACCUCUUACGUGAAUAAUUAGUAUGUAAUCAAUCUGACAUGUUCUCAAGGUCAGAGGGCGUGCGAUGUGUAGUGAGGGAAAGCUCGUCUGCAGGGGUCAUAUGCACAGACUAUCAGGACAGGAUGGGGUUCAUCACAUGCAUGAAACGUUACGAUGUGGUUAUAAGACGAAGUGUUGGUAUAUUAUGUACCAGUUCAACCAGUGUGUAGCUUGGUAAGCCAGUGCUAAAAUCCAGUAUGGGCUAAAUGUUAGACUCAAAUUUCAGAUAUUGUUUUCUCUACCUUUGUUUAAGAGCCAGACUGACUUCUCCCAUGGUUGUUAAUGGACUGGAGUCUCCUGAGGAAGUGCUCCUUAAAUUUGUCCUGUUUGCCACCUCUUUGCAGUCUCUUUUUGCAGCCAGCGAACAAAAGCAAGCAAGCAAGCCACUUUGGAUAAUGAACGUUCAGUAUAAUUCAGUUUUUCUACUUGGUCUCACUUGGAUCUCACUGUUGUGUUUAUUAAAAUGUAGUUACGUUUUA
Molecule: messenger RNA, 3218 nt
Organism: Galeopterus variegatus (Sunda flying lemur)
Lineage: Eukaryota; Metazoa; Chordata; Mammalia; Dermoptera; Cynocephalidae
Gene: GID8
Product: GID complex subunit 8
Exons: 5
Coding region: 7-693 (228 amino acids)
Biological process (GO): proteasome-mediated ubiquitin-dependent protein catabolic process; positive regulation of canonical Wnt signaling pathway
Cellular component (GO): nucleus; cytoplasm
Molecular function (GO): protein binding
Source: RefSeq, a predicted model, not a curated record